UUGUUGUGCAGUGCUAGUGUCCGGCAGUGCAUAAUGUUGGUUCUUAUAACACUUGUAAUGCUCAAUGUUUGGGUUAUUCCAGCAGAUGAAGUACUUUCACCAAACAUAAAUCUCCUUGAAGUACUAGAGAAAAUAACAACCAUGGAAAAAAGGAUGGAAUCUAUGGAGAAUGAAAUGGAGCGACUAAAAACCGAGAACAAAGAACAAGCAGAAGAACUGACGAUUUUGAAUAAAACAACAGUUGACACCAAUAUCAAACUGGAUGAACUAAUGAAGCAGAAUCAAGCUCCUAAAGUGGCUUUCUCAGCCUCUCUGUUGAGCUCUUUCGGACCACAAAGCGUUGGACCCUUUCAUAAUGGUCUACACACCCUGAUUUAUGAAUAUGUCUUCCUUAAUAUUGGCGACUCCUAUGAUCCAAACACAGGAAUCUUUACAGCACCUGUGAGGGGAGCGUAUGCUUUCAGGGUCUUCUCCAAGGCCUUUGGAAGUCCAGAGAGAGAUGUUACUGCAGGCCUAUUUAAGAAUGACCAGCACAUCAUUUCUACACAUGGACAGCAAGCAAGCGGUUUUAUCAGCUCUUCAAAUGGAGUCUCUCUGCUGCUAGAAGAAGGGGAUCAAAUGAAGGUGAAUCUCUAUCCUGGACAAUGGAUUUUCGACGAUGGAGAACAUCAUCACAGCACAUUCAGUGGACAUCUGCUUUUCCCCAUGUGAGCUUGCAGACCAUUUAUAAAAUUAAAAAAGCAAAA
This is a messenger RNA of Sinocyclocheilus grahami, 746 nucleotides long. Its product is annotated as complement C1q-like protein 2. NCBI's taxonomy places the organism in Eukaryota, Metazoa, Chordata, Actinopteri, Cypriniformes, Cyprinidae. The transcript has 4 exons. Bases 34 to 711 code for a protein of 225 amino acids. The record is from RefSeq and is a predicted model, not a curated record. Gene Ontology annotation, molecular function: protein binding.